Olea europaea var. sylvestris is the source of this 1694-nucleotide messenger RNA. Its product is annotated as COP9 signalosome complex subunit 3. Gene Ontology annotation, cellular component: COP9 signalosome. Gene Ontology annotation, biological process: ubiquitin-dependent protein catabolic process. The record is from RefSeq and is a predicted model, not a curated record. The coding region runs from base 104 to 1408 and encodes 434 amino acids. The transcript has 11 exons. NCBI's taxonomy places the organism in Eukaryota, Viridiplantae, Streptophyta, Magnoliopsida, Lamiales, Oleaceae.
GACUUCACAAUAACUGUCUCUCUGUCUCUCUCUCUCCAUUCCAAUUAGAAAUCGAUUAUACACAAAAACCCCAAAGAAAAAAGAAAAGGUAAAGAACUCCGAGAUGAAUCUGAAUAUGAACUCAGUGGAAACGCUGGUUGCUCAAAUUCAUGGGUUAUCGGGCAGCAUAUCGGAUAUUAAUCAACUCCACAGCCUCUUGAAACAGUCCGAGGAUUUAUUCCAGUCCGAGUCGACCCGCCUCGCUCCUCUACUCACUGAACUCGAUCCGUUCAUGCACUCCCUCGGUUACCUUUACAUUCUGGACGCAAGCACAUCUGCUCCAAUUUCAAAAGAGCAAGCCAGUGAGCUAGUUCUUUCUAUAGCCAGGUUUAUCAAUUUGUGUGCUGCUGAGCAAAUACGUCUGGCACCUGAUAAAUUUACAUCUGUUUGUAAAAGGUUUAAGGACCAAGUUAUGCUGCUUGAAGACCCCAUGCGAGGUGUUGCUCCAAUGCUGACAGCUAUUCGGAAGCUGCAAUUGUCAUCUGAACACCUAACAACUUUGCACCCAGAUUUUCUUCUUCUUUGUUUGUUGGCAAAGUGCUAUAAAACUGGUCUUUCCAUUUUGGAGGAUGACAUAUUUGACGUUGAUCAACCUCGGGAUUUUUUUCUCUACUGUUAUUAUGGGGCCAUGAUUUGCAUAGGACAAAAGAAGUUUAGCAAAGCGCUGGAGUUGCUACACAAUGUUGUGACUGCUCCUAUGUCCAUUUUGAAUGCUAUAGUCGUUGAAGCAUACAAAAAAUACAUACUGGUUUCACUCAUUCAUGUCGGACAGUUCUCUAUCAGUUUCCCAAAGUACACUUCUUCUGUGGCUCAAAGAAAUCUGAAAAACUUCUCACAGCCGUAUCUUGAAUUGGCGAAUAGUUAUGGUGCUGGAAAAAUAUCAGAACUUGAGUUAUGUGUGCAGGCACACAAUGAGAAGUUUGAAUUUGACAGGAAUCUUGGAUUGGUGAAGCAAGUAGUUUUGUGUAUGUAUAAACGCAAUAUUCAGAGGUUAACUCAGACUUACCUAACUCUCUCCCUCCAAGAUAUAGCCAAUACCGUCCAACUAAAUAGUGCAAAGGAAGCUGAGAUGCAUGUACUUCAAAUGAUCCAAGAUGGUGAAAUAUAUGCAACAAUCAACCAGAAGGAUGGAAUGGUUAGAUUUCUAGAGGAUCCUGAACAAUAUUGGGAAAAAAGAAUAUUUUGCGUAGAUAGUACUGACGUUGCUCUUGAAUUUUGUUUCAGGAUAAUGAUGCUGUCUAGGAAGCUAACAGAUAUGGACGAACAACUUUCAUGUGACCCUUUGUACUUAGCAAAGGCUGGAAAAGAGCGACAGAGAUUUGACUUUGACGAUUUCGACUCAGUUCCUUCGUCCAAAUUCACCAUAUGAAAUAUAUUGUGGAAUACCCAUCCUAGCUAAUCUAUGAAUUUCGACUAGAAGGAACUAUUUUCGGUAUCCUUUUGUUUUGGAAGGGUGGACGAAUACGUCUUCUUAUGUGUUAGGGUCAAAUCAUGAAGAAGAAAUUAUCAAAUUCUGCCUUCCGUGCAGAAAAAGGGACAGUUUAUAGGGGCUUUAAGGGUAUGCUAGUGCUGGACAUGUCUAAACAUUACAGUUGAUUUCAACUUAUAUUUCUUUCUUAAUAUUGUUUAAUAUGUGUUUUUGCUUAGAAAACCAA